Molecule: messenger RNA, 2615 nt
Organism: Dothidotthia symphoricarpi CBS 119687
Lineage: Eukaryota; Fungi; Ascomycota; Dothideomycetes; Pleosporales; Dothidotthiaceae
Exons: 3
Coding region: 24-2537 (837 amino acids)
Biological process (GO): maturation of LSU-rRNA from tricistronic rRNA transcript (SSU-rRNA, 5.8S rRNA, LSU-rRNA); rRNA methylation; maturation of 5.8S rRNA from tricistronic rRNA transcript (SSU-rRNA, 5.8S rRNA, LSU-rRNA)
Cellular component (GO): nucleolus; nucleus; preribosome, large subunit precursor
Molecular function (GO): rRNA (uridine-2'-O-ribose)-methyltransferase activity; rRNA (guanine) methyltransferase activity
Source: RefSeq, a predicted model, not a curated record
CACCACCACGCCGAACCGCAGCCAUGGCGAUCCAGAAGAAGCAUGGAAAAGGUCGUCUCGACAAAUGGUACAAGCUCGCCAAGGAAAAGGGCUACCGUGCCCGUGCCGCCUUCAAGCUGAUCCAGCUGAACAAAAAAUACAACUUCCUGGAGAAGAGCAAGGUCCUGAUCGAUCUCUGCGCUGCGCCGGGAUCAUGGUGUCAAGUCGCCUCAGAGGUCAUGCCCGCGCAGUCCCUCAUCGUCGGUGUCGAUCUCGCCCCAAUCAAGCCCAUCCCGCGAUGCAUCACCUUCCAGAGCGACAUCACCACCGACAAGUGCCGCGCGACGCUGCGCCAGCACCUCAAGCACUUGAAGGCCGAUGCAGUCCUCCACGACGGUGCGCCCAACGUCGGUACCGCCUGGGUGCAGGACGCCUUCACCCAGGCUGAGCUGGUGCUGCAGUCCAUGAAGCUGGCGACGGAGUUUCUGGCCGAGGGUGGAACCUUUGUCACCAAGAUCUUCCGCUCCAAGGACUACAACUCGCUCCUCUGGGUCUUCAACCAGCUGUUCACAAAGGUCGAGGCCACGAAGCCGCCCUCGAGUCGAAACGUCUCCGCCGAAAUCUUCGUCGUCUGCCGUGGCUACAAGGCCCCCAAGAACCUCGACCCCAAGUUCCUCGACGCCCGCAGCGUCUUCGCCGAACUCCCCGACGCCAUCCCCAACAACGAGGCCAAGGUCUUCAACCCCGAGAAGAAGAAGCGCAAGCGUGACGGUUACGAGGAGGGCGAUUGGACCCAGUUCAAAGAAGUGCCCGUGUCGGAAUUCAUCCAAACCACCGAUCCUAUCGCCAUGCUGGGCAGCCUGAAUAAGCUCAGCUUCGAACAGAAGCCCAACGGAGACAUUGCCAUCUCGACCAUCGACAAGCUGCCGGAAACAACAAAGGAAGUCAGAGACUGCUGCGCCGAUCUCAAGGUCUUGGGCCGGGCUGACUUCAAGCGCCUUCUCCGCUGGCGUCUGAAGGUGCGGGACAUCUUUGGCUUCUCGACCAAGAAGAAGGAGGACGAGGCUAAAGAAGCAAAAGAAAAGGAGGUGGAAGAAGGGGAAGAGGUGGCGAGAAUCGAGUCCAUGGAUGAGGAGAUGAAGCUACAGGAAGAGCUAGAGAAACUCAAGGACAAGGACUCGAAAACCAAGAGGAAGCAGCGCCGCAUCGAAAACGAACGGAAACAAAAGGAAAUCACACGGCUGCAGAUGAACAUGACGACACCCUUUGAAAUCGGUCUGGAGCAAGCUGGUCCACAAGGCGAAGACUCCAUGUUCGCUCUCAAGGCUGUCGACAAGGCGGGCGCGCUCUCUCGCAUCGCCAGGGGCAAGAUGGCAACGAUUGUCGAGCGCGAAAAGGACGAGUCGAGCGAGGAGGAGAUGUUCACCGAUGACGAGGAAGAUCAUCUCGAGCGAGAUCUCGAUGCCAUGUACGGCGAGUAUGUCGAACAGAGGUCAAUCAGAGACGCCAAAUACCGCGCCAAGCGAGCCAGGGGAGAGGAUGCGGAUGGGGAGUGGAACGGCUUUUCCGAGAACGAAAGAGAAGAGAGCGACCACGAAGAACUCGUACAAGACCAAGAGAGCGAUAGCAGUGACGACGAGGAGGGACCCAAGGCGUUGAUCACAGACCUCGACAACGAAGACGGCUCCAGCAAAGGCCUCACAAAGCGAGCAGCGCGGUUCUUCGACCAAGACAUUUUCAAGGGCAUCGACGGACUGGACGAAAUGGAAGAAGACGAGGACAGCGGCAUUGACGUCGAAGAGGACGUCGAAAUGGCGGACGCAGACGAGAAAGUAACCAUCGCACUGCACCCCAAGAAAACACCCACAAACACCAAGAAGCCAUCGCCCCCCCAGCAACCCCCCGCCGACGACUCCUCAGACGACGAAGACAAGAUCGAAGAAGUCAAGCGCGACGAAACCCAAUGGGAGCACGACGACAUCCCCAUGAAAAACGGCAAGCCCGACAUCGACAUCAUAACCGCCGAAGCCAUGACGCUCGCGCACCAAAUGGCCACGGGCCAGAAGACCAAACACGACCUCCUCGACGACUCGUUCAACCGCUACUCCCUCCGCGACGUCGACGGCCUGCCCGACUGGUUCCUCGACGACGAAAACAAGCACUCGCAGCUCCAGCGGCCCGUCACCGCCGCGGGCGCAGCCGCCAUCAAGGAGAAGCUCCGCGCCCUCAACGCCCGCCCCAUCAAGAAGGUGCGCGAGGCGCAGGCCCGCAAGAAAUUCAAGGCCGCCCAGCGCCUGGAGAAACUCAAGAAGAAGAGCGCUAUGCUCGCUGAUGAGGAGGGCAUGACGGAGAAGGAGAAGGCGCAGAGUAUUUCCCGCUUGAUGAGCCGCGCGAGCAAGAAGAAGCCCAAGCAGAAGGUUAGCGUUAUUGUUGCGAGGGGCGGCAAUAAGGGGAUCAAGACGAGGCCGAAGGGGACAAAGGGUAAAUAUAAGAUGGUUGAUGCGAGGUUGAAGAAGGAUGUUAGGGGUGAGAAGAGGGCGGCGAAGAAGAGGAAGUGAAGUAGUCGUGGUGGUGGUGGUGGGAGUAGGAGUAGUCUAUGAUUUAAAAAGGUUCUGCGCAUUGGAACAUGAUGAUGU